Molecule: messenger RNA, 2006 nt
Organism: Thunnus maccoyii (southern bluefin tuna)
Lineage: Eukaryota; Metazoa; Chordata; Actinopteri; Scombriformes; Scombridae
Gene: asb1
Product: ankyrin repeat and SOCS box containing 1
Exons: 5
Coding region: 194-1243 (349 amino acids)
Biological process (GO): protein ubiquitination; intracellular signal transduction
Cellular component (GO): ubiquitin ligase complex
Molecular function (GO): protein binding
Source: RefSeq, a predicted model, not a curated record
AUGAGUCCAGCUGAGCGCAGUCAGGAAGUAACGCAGUGAGCUGAGCAGACACCGUCAUCCACGCUGUCAACUUUGUUUAUUUUGAUGUCUCCUCUCUGAUUUAGAUCGUCGGGUUUCGGGGGGAAGUCAGUGUCAGUCCGCUGCCGAAAUCGACCAAUAAGUUUUGAGGUUGACGGUGUGACAUUUCAGCAGCAUGGCCGAGGGUCCAGAGACUGAUGUUGACGAGCCGCCUGGUAUCAGUUUCCCUCCGCUCAUCACUGUUUCUGAUCUGCCCAGUGCCACUGCUGCAGGCCGAAACUUAAAGGAAUGGCUCCAGGAGCAGUUCUGCGACAAGCCUCUGGAGCAGGAUGACAUGCGGCUCCACAACGCGGCCUACGUUGGGGAUUUGGAUACCCUGAGGAACCUGCUGCAGGAAGACGGCUUCAGACAGCGUAUCAAUGAGAAGUCUGUGUGGUGUUGUGGCUGUCUUCCUUGCACCCCUCUGCGGAUUGCAGCCACAGCAGGCCACGCUCCGUGCGUGGCCUAUCUGAUCGCCCAGGGUGCCGAGGUGGAUCUAGUUGAUGUAAAAGGCCAAACAGCCCUGUACGUAGCUGUGGUUAACGGUCACCUGGACUGUGUCCGGAUCCUUCUUGAAGCUGGAGCUGACCCCAACGGAAGCCGCCACCACCGUAGUACCCCGCUGUACCACGCUGCACGGGUGGGAAGGCUGGACAUACUGCAGGAGCUCAUCAGGUUCAAAGCUGAUGUUGACAUGGAUCACCAGCUGGGUCCCCGGCUCCUCUUAAGUGCCCGCACCCUCAACACAUUAGUGGUGUGUCCUCUCUACAUCAGUGCUGCCUACCACCACCUCCACUGCUUUCGGGUGCUGCUCCAGGCUGGCGCUCAGCCUGACUUCAACUACACUGGGCCUGUUUGCCAUGAGGCUCUGACCCGUGGCCUGGCCUCCUGCCUGCUGGAUGCAGUGCUGCGACAUGGAUGUGAGGUGGCCUUCAUCCACUUGCUGCUGGACCACGGGGCUAACCCGGCCCUCGUGCCCUGGGAGUCGGAGUUUGAAGCUCCUAGCCGGCGGAAGGUCGAUCCAGAGGCACUCAGGGUCUUUCUGGAGGCGCGGAGAUGCCCUCGUAGGCUGACACACCUGUGUCGGAUCAGGAUCCGAAGAGCAAUGGGCAAAAGCCGUCUAAACCACAUACCGUCAUUACCACUACCACAACCCAUCAAGAACUUCCUGCUUCACCAAAACUGACACGCCCUCUCUUCUUCUUCAGAGCUACACCAACCUUAACUUUGUCAAUCUCAAAGACAAGCCAUAGGAUACAGUCUUUUGUGAUCCCGGUUCACUAAUUGCUUAUUAUUUUCUAAUAAUAAACAGUUAAUAAUGUUCUUUUUCAAAUAUUUUGAAAUUCAGAGAUAUGUAAUACUCCUUCAUAUCUUCCUAUUACUAUAAUAAUUUAUUGCACUUAUCAGAGAAACCUUAAUAUGUCCUGACUUGUGGUAACUGUAUAUGUAUUCUCAAUGUUAGCGAAUACCAACUCUUGGACAGAGCGAGUGGCAAAAUGAUGAAAUUACUGAUACUGUAUAUCACCUACAUUAUAAGUGAUCAGUAAUGAAAAGUGCAAGAAACAGCAAAUCAAAUCAAUCCUGGAUCCUAACUGAAAAACGUGUAAGACGGAGAAAUUUAACAUAUUUGGUCUAAUCAGUGACACAUGUGUCAGCAUCAUUUGUAGAGAGGGAGAGGGAGAUUUGUAGAAACACUGAAUAAGCACAUUUUACCAAACUUCACGUGACAGUGAUAUUGGUUGAAAAGUGAAUUUUAUGCUGAAUAUAAUAACUUUAUAUUUAUUACCCUGAAAGCUGCUGUAAGUCUAUUAAGUUCAUUUCUAUUGUGCCUGUCUGCUGCUCAGCUUUUUUUUCUCUCAUGCAUUUCUACUGUUCAAUGCGAUAUCUCACUGUAUUUUGCUUUGUACAUCUCAUCUUUACUUGCAUACAGUAAAUGUGCAAUAAUCCUA